Molecule: messenger RNA, 198 nt
Organism: Cladophialophora immunda
Lineage: Eukaryota; Fungi; Ascomycota; Eurotiomycetes; Chaetothyriales; Herpotrichiellaceae
Exons: 1
Coding region: 1-198 (65 amino acids)
Source: RefSeq, a predicted model, not a curated record
AUGGCCCGACAAUCCAUCACCAGCACCACCAGCACCGUCGCCAGCACCGACAGCACCGGCCUGCGGAACAAGGUGCACAGCUCGUGGAAGUCCGCGACGCAGUACAUCUCCCAAAAGGCAAAGGAGCACCACCGCGGCGUGAACGAGGCCUACCGGGCUUACUAUGGAUUAAACGUGCCCACGUCGAGGAGGAACUAG